CUUCACUCCCCCACAUUCAAUAUAAUGAAUAUAAUGUGACCUCUAGGGCAAGAUCAGCGGAGGCUCCUAUCCGCGCUUCGCUAUAGACGUCUGUCCUACGGUCCGGCCUGCCAUCUUUAGAUUGAAUCCAGGCCAUGUCUGGACCAUAACUCCUUAAUAAAACCCUUGUUGCCCCAUGCACGUUUCCAGUUUGGGUGUCGAUGGCAUGAUGAAUGGUCGGUCUCCAUAGUAUUGUUGCGUAUAAAACGCCACAGGCCCUGGAGUGCUAUCUACCUCGCUCUUGCACCAGGUUUGUCCUUCGACAAUUUCAAUCUGCAUACCCCUCCGACCGGGCUCGCAUACUCCCUUCCAACAUCAGGUAGUUAUUAGGUACCUAUCCUAGGACAUCCAAGAUGAAGGUUACCCUCUUCUCAGCGCUAGCCGCCGUCGCCAGCGCGGCCGUCCUCUGGGACGGGCGAUUCAACGACCUAGGCACAUCGUCCGACCUGAACAAGUGGUCGUGGAGCAACCAAGUCGGGCCGUACCAGUACUACAUCCACGGGUCGGGGUCGGUCGAAAAGUACGUCAACUUCUCGCCGGAUUACAAGAACCCGGCGGACACGGUGUCGAAGCAGGGGGCCAAGUUCACUCUGGACUCGACGGCGUUCUGGAACGGCCAGAACAUGCGCCGCAUCGAGCUGAUCCCCCAGACCAAGGCCGCUAUCAAUAGUGGGAAGGUGUUCUACCACUUCAGCAUCAUGCGCAAGGACGCCAACGCGCCCUCCAAGAACCGUGAGCACCAGAUCUGCUUCUUCGAGAGCCACUUCACCGAGCUGAAGUAUGGCUGGAUUUCCGGCGAGCAGGGAGCCGAGAACCCAAAUCUGCAGUUCAUGGUCUCGCAGAACUCUAAGUGGAAGACGGAGUGGAAGCCCAACGUCUGGCACAACGUGGCCUUCGAGAUCGACUUCAGCAGCGGCACGGUCGGGUUCUGGCACUCGGAGGGCGGCGACGCGCUGAAGCAGCUGGUGGCCCCCGUCAAGACGUCGACCUCGUCGAACGGCGCCGACUGGCAUCUAGGCGUCCUCGAGCUGCCGCGCUCCGGCUACUCCGACGGUGUCGAGGACUUCUACUUCUCGGGCGUGUACAUCGAGAGCGGUGCUAUCACUACUUCUGUUAGCGGUCCUAGUAAGUAACCACCGGUUAUAUAGGAGGUACCUAUCUAGCUGCGUAAUCUCGGACGAGAACGUAAGUUGGAUCUUCAUAGCGAAUAGUUCAAAUAAACAUAAUCAUAUUCACAUAGGUACCUAUUUAAGUAGCCCAACUUCAAGCGUUUAGAUGUAUCUUAUAUGAAUGAUUGAUCCGCCUGUCUCCCUCGGAUUUCCUCUCCAUGUGUAGAGCUUGUCAUCCAUAGCCUUCUUAAUGAUGAAACUAUCUUAGAUACUAAACUU
Daldinia caldariorum is the source of this 1427-nucleotide messenger RNA. RefSeq lists its product as uncharacterized. The transcript has 3 exons. Lineage: Eukaryota; Fungi; Ascomycota; Sordariomycetes; Xylariales; Hypoxylaceae. The record is from RefSeq and is a predicted model, not a curated record. The annotation marks the transcript as partial.